AUGACUAUUUUGCUUUCUAACUCGUAUAAUUUUACAGUUUCAAACUCACUCUUAAAAGUUGAUACACGUGGUUAUGAACCAGAUGAAUUGACUGUACGUUUAUUAGAUGAUAAUUUGUUAGUACAAGGAAGAAAAAAAUCAUCAUCAUCGAAAUCAACAGACAGUAAACAAUUUGGUCAAAGUAUUCGUUUACCUGAUGGAAUUGAUAAAUAUAAUGUUACAGCACAAGUUAUGGAUGAUGGAAUGCUUUUUAUUGAAAUACCAUUAAUUAAUUCAUCAAUGUAUCGAUGA
This is a messenger RNA of Rotaria sordida, 291 nucleotides long. The record is from the annotation of a GenBank genome assembly. Lineage: Eukaryota; Metazoa; Rotifera; Eurotatoria; Philodinida; Philodinidae.